AUGAAAGUCGAGGUAACUGAAUCAAAUGUAGAAGAGCUACGUGUUAGAUUCAGCAAGAAUUGUUUGCCUUCAUGGUGGGAUACGAUCCGCUCUCGCUACUCUGAGUCUCAAAGAAGAUACCACACGUUGUCGCAUCUGAAGAACCUGCUCUCGCUGUUGGACACUUACCCUGUACACAAUCCUCUAGCGGUUGAGCUUGCUAUCUGGUUCCACGAUGUGAUCUAUGACCCAACUCGGCACGACAACGAGGAACAAAGCAUCGUCGUAUUUGAAAAAUACGCAGUUGAUGCUUCGAUUGAGCCAACCGUGGCAGAGGAAGUGACGACCAUGAUACGAGCAACAAUCUCACAUAAACUACCCGAAACCGGCGUCACCGACGAUUUGAAACUCUUUCUGGACUUUGAUCUUGAAGUGCUCAGUUGGUUGUGGUCUGACUAUGAAGAGUACUCCAAAGCGAUACGGCAGGAAUACAUACAUAUGCCAGAUUCAGACUAUACGGCUGGCCGUGCUGGUGUUUUAGAGCGAUUUCUGGGGAGGCCGAGGCUCUACUUCUCUGAGGAGUUCUUUGCAACGAGAGAACAGCGGGCUAGGGGGAAUCUGAGGAAGGAAAUUGAAAUUUUGAAACAGCAAUAA
Molecule: messenger RNA, 633 nt
Organism: Synchytrium microbalum
Lineage: Eukaryota; Fungi; Chytridiomycota; Chytridiomycetes; Synchytriales; Synchytriaceae
Exons: 4
Coding region: 1-633 (210 amino acids)
Source: RefSeq, a predicted model, not a curated record